AUGAAGCAGAAAUUUGCGAUGAAUUAUUUGGGGUUAAUGAAUUAUUUCUUGAGGAUUGAAGUAGAUCAAAAACAAGGACAUGUUUUCAUUUGUCAGCAAAGGCGAAGCAAACAUAUUGCUAUCAAAUCUGAUGCUCUAACGGAAGCUGCUCACAAGAAAAUUGUUGCUACUGAUUUCUGUUCAAGUGAAGAUCAACAUUGUUUCACCAAAGGUCUGCUGAAGUAUAAGUUUGUUGAUAUGCGAGCUAGACUCGGAGUGGCUCAAGCCUUGUGCAAGAUUGUGAGUGAAAUUUCUACAAUUAGGAUAAUCAGGAUUCUGACCUCCUCUUAUUCAACCGAAUCUGCAGAUGGACUAACAUUUAUUAUGGCACCCAAUAGUAAUCCCUCGCCAGCUGACAGCUUUGGUUCCUAUCUUGGAAUAAUGGAUCCAGCACAAGAUGGUCGCGUUGCUGAUCAAUUAGCGGUGGAAUUUGACACUUACAAGAAUACAUUUGAUUUGGAUGGCAAUCAUGUAUCGAUUGACACAAAAAGUGUAUUACACCCAAUUUAUGUUAGGAGUCUCAAUGAGACCGGAAUUGACCUAAAAAGUGGAAAAGACAUCAAGGUCUCAAUAAUAUUGGAUGGCAGAGCAAAUUCAAUUACAAUGUACGUUGGAUAUGCAUCAGAACUAAGACGUGAGCUUUUUCUUGACGUGCCUAUUGACAUCCCACAUACCCUACCAAGCUUCAUCUAUGUGGGAUUCACAGCUUCAACAGGGUAUCUCACUGAAAGCCAUCAGAUUCUCAGCUGGAGCUUAUCAUCAUAUCCAAUACCCAAGAAAUGA
Messenger RNA from Tripterygium wilfordii, 822 nucleotides. RefSeq names its product seed lectin alpha chain-like. The record is from RefSeq and is a predicted model, not a curated record. The transcript is spliced from 5 exons. NCBI's taxonomy places the organism in Eukaryota, Viridiplantae, Streptophyta, Magnoliopsida, Celastrales, Celastraceae. Gene Ontology annotation, molecular function: carbohydrate binding. The coding region runs from base 1 to 822 and encodes 273 amino acids.